Messenger RNA from Coprinopsis cinerea okayama7#130, 639 nucleotides. RefSeq lists its product as hypothetical. Lineage: Eukaryota; Fungi; Basidiomycota; Agaricomycetes; Agaricales; Psathyrellaceae. The record is from RefSeq and is a predicted model, not a curated record. The coding region runs from base 1 to 639 and encodes 212 amino acids. The transcript has 3 exons.
AUGAACGAUCCCGCACUCAAGAAAACCACAAUUAGAAUAACUGGCAGGCAACUGGUUGCGCUCCUCCAGCAAUUAGGAGCAAAGAUUGAGACCCCCACCGACGCCGGUCCACCCGAAAGCAUCGAACGAGUCAAAGAAGAACCGGAUCGCACAAUGGGAACCGGCUCAGGGACUCCGGAUAGCUACCCCGACAUUCGAGAAUGGACGGAGGACACAAUCCAGUCCAUCGGUGACGCCCUUCACCACCAGCGAGAGUGGAAAACCGAAUUCUCAGACGAAGAACCCGAACCAGACAUGGGGGACGCCAACUCGCCCACGACAAUGAUCGGGCCAAUGACGGAACUCGGAAAGAGGUUGCGCAGCUUCCCAGCCGAGCACCACGUUGAACCGCCCUGCAACCAAGAGAAUGUCGCUCCGCCGCAACAGGACGUCGACUGGAAGAAGAUGGUAUUCGUCUGCGCAUUCUGCAAAGGGAACAAUGUAGUUCGCAGCGCGGCCGAAACAUGGGAAACAGCGGCCAAGUACUUGCAGGGCUUUCCUCCCGGCGCAGUUCGAUACCAGACAUUCGCGGAAGAAACGGAAGCCCGACGCGAAUUCGGCAGAGCACUUAGGGAAGAGGAUGUCAUUCUAUUGGCAUAA